This is a messenger RNA of Rhodofomes roseus, 717 nucleotides long. RefSeq lists its product as uncharacterized. The record is from RefSeq and is a predicted model, not a curated record. The coding region runs from base 1 to 717 and encodes 238 amino acids. Lineage: Eukaryota; Fungi; Basidiomycota; Agaricomycetes; Polyporales; Fomitopsidaceae. The transcript is spliced from 5 exons.
AUGUCGACCGAUUACCAGCUCUCCAUAACGCCAGUCAAGCUGUCGCAGCUGCCGUCCGAAGAGACGAUCGUCUCCCUCGGCGAGUCCUUGCUGGAGUCGACCAAAUCCUGGAAACAUGGCAAAGCGUUCCACAAGGGCCUCGUGAAGACAUGUUCGCGCCCCAAGGGCCCGCGGGACGGGGCGCCCUGGCACUGCCGAAUCAGCGAACACGCACCGGAGGACGCGACGUUCGACGAGUUCUGGAGCAAGUUGGGCGAGGACAAGGCGAAUAAUGAAAUGCAGUAUGUGUCGGAGAUCAAGAAAGUGACCCUCAUCAAGGAAAUCUCGCCGACCCAGUCCAUAUGGUCGCUCUACUAUACCUUCCCGCCGCCAGUGUCUCCUAGGGUCUUCACUGUUCUACAGACUAAGCAUCUGGUCGCUGAGUCUCCGAAGAAAGGGCUCAUUGUUUCCAUCCCCGUGGAACUGUCUGAGGAUGCAGAACUAGCUAAGCUCGAAGAGAAGGGCGUUAAAGGCCGUUAUGUCAGCGUCGAACUUCUGGAGGAGUUAGACAACGGCAAGGUCGAAUGGCGGAUGGCGACGUCCAGCACGCCUGGAGGCAACAUCCCAUCCUUCGUCGCGGAGUCCACCAUGGACAGCACUAUCGCGAAGGAUGUGACCCACUUCUUGCAUUGGUUCCACACCGUGCGAGAAAAGCCUCAGGAACCUGCUGCUGCGUGA